Molecule: messenger RNA, 3953 nt
Organism: Pteronotus mesoamericanus
Lineage: Eukaryota; Metazoa; Chordata; Mammalia; Chiroptera; Mormoopidae
Gene: UCP3
Product: uncoupling protein 3
Exons: 7
Coding region: 181-1014 (277 amino acids)
Biological process (GO): mitochondrial transmembrane transport; response to cold; adaptive thermogenesis
Molecular function (GO): oxidative phosphorylation uncoupler activity
Source: RefSeq, a predicted model, not a curated record
AACAGUGCGUGGCAAGGGAGCAAUCAGAUUCCUGCUGCCACCUCCUAAGGAGGUCCUGUGGUUCCCCUACCCUGGCUGGACUCACAGGCUCCUCCCUGCAGUAACGCCCAGGGCUGCAGAGUGACCUCCGUCCUUGGACCUGCACCGGCCCUCAAGGGGCUGGAAGAGACUUCUGGGACCAUGGUUGGACUGAAGCCUUCAGAGGUGCCUCCCACAACGGCUGUGAAAUUCCUGGGGGCAGGCUCGGCCGCCUGUUUUGCUGACCUCCUCACCUAUCCACUGGACACGGCCAAGGUCCGCCUGCAGAUCCAGGGGGAGACCCAGGCAGCCCAGGUGGCCCGGAACAUCCAGUACCGCGGCGUGCUGGGCACCAUCCUGACCAUGGUGCGCACCGAGGGGCCCCGCAGCCUCUACAACGGGCUGGUCGCCGGCCUGCAGCGCCAGAUGAGCUUCGCCUCCAUCCGCAUCGGCCUCUAUGACUCUGUCAAGCAGUUCUACACCCCUAAAGGAGCGGAUCACUCCAGCCUCGUCAGCCGGAUUCUGGCAGGCUGCACCACAGGGGCCAUGGCGGUAACCUGUGCCCAGCCCACGGAUGUAGUCAAGGUCCGAUUUCAGGCCACCAUACACCUUGGCACUGGGAGCAACAGGAAGUACAGCGGAACAAUGGAUGCCUAUAGGACCAUCGCCAGGGAGGAAGGGGUCAGGGGCCUGUGGAAAGGAACUUUACCCAACAUCAUGAGGAAUGCCAUUGUCAACUGUGCUGAGAUGGUGACCUAUGACAUCAUCAAGGAGAAGCUGCUAGACUAUCAUCUGUUCACCGACAACUUCCCCUGCCACUUGGUCUCUGCCUUCGGAGCCGGUUUAUGUGCCACAGUGGUGGCCUCCCCAGUGGACGUGGUGAAGACCCGGUAUAUCAACUCGCCCCCAGGCCAGUACCGCAGCCCCCUGGACUGUAUGCUGAAGAUGGUGGCCCGGGAGGGUCCCACAGCCCUCUAUAAGGGUGGGUCCAUUUGAGGAUGCAGUGAUGAACAGCAGAGAUGUUAAUGCCACAAAGGAAAGUAUCGAGAACUAUGGAAGUUAAAAAAAAAAAAGAAAAAAGGAAAAAAGGAGAGUGAACCAGAUCUAAUUUGGAGAGUCAGGGGAAGCUUAUCUGAGAAAAAGGAGUCUAGGCAAAGUGCUGUCACCACAUUUACUGAGCAGGGGAGAAGGAGGGAAAGGUGGUUGGUGCUCCUGAGACUUUUCCCCAACCCACUGCCACAGCUGGGGAUCACUCCAGAUGGCACCUGAAGUGCCCAAUGUGUGUCACGUUUUCUUGCUUCUGUAUCUUAGCAUUUACUGUUCCCUCUGCCUGGGAUGCCUUUCCCAUGCCAUCUACAUGCUCUAAAUCUUUUUUAAAAAAUAACUUUUUGUUUUUCAAUUAUAGUUGAUAUACAAUAUUAUAUUAGUUUCAGGUGUACAACCCAAUGAUUAGACAUUUAUUUAUUUAUAAGAUUUUAUUUAUUUUAAGAGAAGAAAGAGGGAAAGAGAGGAAGAGAUACAUCAAUGUGUGGUAGCAUCUCGCACACCCCUCACCAGGAACCUGGCCUGCAACCCAGGCAUGUGCCCUACACUGGAAAUCGAACCAGCAACCCUUUGGUUUGCAGCCUGGCACUCAAUCCACUGAGCCACACCAGCCAGGGCUAAUUAGACAUUUAUAUAACUUAUGAAGUCAUCACCCCGAUAAAUCUAGUACCCAUCUGAUACCAUAUACAGUUAUUACAAUAUUAUUGACUAUAUUCUCUAUGCUGUACUUUACAUCCCAGUAAUUAUUCUGUAACUACCAAUUUAGACUUUUUUUCAAACUAACAGUUUCAUUUAUUUAUUUAUAGAGAGAGGGAAAAGGAGAGAGAAAGAGAGCAAAAGAAACAUUGAUGUGUGUAAGAAACAUUGAUCACUUGUCUCUUGCACGAGCCCUGACCUGGGACCAAACCUACAACCCAAACAUAUGCCCUGACUGGGAAUCGAACCAGCAACCUUUUGCUUUGAGGGAUGAUGCCCAACCAAGUGAGCCACACCAGUCAAGGCCCGAUUUGUACUUCUUAAUCCCUUUACCUUUUUCACACAUCCCCUCAACACCACUCUAGCAACCAUCAAAAUGGACAUGCUCUUAAUCUUAGCUGUUCUUCAAGACUAGUUCAAAUGCCACCUCCUCCCCAACACUCUCAAGUACCCUGUGAGCUUCACCAGUACUUCCUUGAUACCACUUGUAUGGGAUUUACCACCUCCUACUUUGUGUUAUAGUAUUUGUAAGUUUAAAUUAUCCACCAUGCUAGAGUGCAAGCUCUUUAAAGCCAAGGACUGGUGGCUUAUACAUCUUUCACCUCCCAAAGUCCCAAGCACAAAGCUAGCACUCAGUACUUAGGUUAUCAACAAUCAUCGUUAUCACUAAGUCUCUGUGUAUUAGGCUUUGAUACAAGGCCUAAUAUAAGCACAUUACAUAUAUUAUGUCAACAGCCCGCUGAACUGGGCAAUAUUUUCCCCAUUUCCUCAGGAAGAGACUCAUAAAUAUCAAGGAACUUGUCCAAGACCACAAAAUUAAAAUGACAGAAUCAUGGCUCAAACCCAGACCAUCAGACACGACAUGUUGUUCAUUGAAUUGCUAAGCUCUUUUCUUAGCCCUCUCACCUCCCACCACUGAUGGUAGUUUUCUGGUGCCCAGCGUUAGAUUGAACUUAACAAGCAAAUAUGUUCUCGGCCCUGGGAAUGACAUCAUCAGUGUGUGUUUCCUUUAACAGAUUGUUCUUUUCCUGUAAGUUCCUCCGCUUCUUACAAUCUUCAGCUGCAGCCACUUGUCUCGGUUUAUUAUUUUACUUGGGAAUCAUUUCCUGAGCAUCUCAUGGGUGCCAGACCUUGUGCUAUGUUUCCCUCAAAGAGCAGCAGACAAGUAUGUUACAUCUACUGAGCAUUUGCUGAUGCUGGGCCCUCUACUACAAGCAGUACAUUAAUCCAUUUAAUCCUCAUAACAACUCUGUGAGGUAGAUACCAUUGUUUUCCUCCUUUUACAGAUAAGGAAACUGAGUCUCAGAAAGAUUAAUUCAACUAAGAUCAUGAAGCUAGAAACUAGUAGAGCUAGGAUUUAAACCCAGAUCUGAUUCCAGAGUUCAUGUUCAGCGCCCUAGUGCUGCUAUACUCCCUGUAGGGCCUUGGCUGAGGGUUCAGGAGAGGCCUUGGUGUGAUGUUAUGGUACCUAGGCUGAUUCCUACAGAGCCAACAGCAACCAGCCAGGCAAGGAGAGUAGGGGACAUUCCAAGCAGAAAGAGCAACAUGGGCAAAGGCAUGGAAAUAAGGGUCUGGCAGGGGCAGAGGGGACCAGAAGGGGGUUAGCAGAGACAGGCUGAAGAGGAGGGCAUGGGCCAGGUCACAGGCUCUUCCCUGAGUCUGCGAAGCACAGCUCAAAUGGGAUUCUCUCCUGGACACGCUGUCACUGGAUAGGUAGGCUCUCCGGAGAUCAGCUGUAUUUGGUGUUACGCCAUCUUUGCCCUGCAGUGCCUCAGCUUCUCAGUGCCCCAGCUUCUUGGUUCCCUGGCAGGUGCCUCAUCUGGGGUGACCAUUCAGGAUGUAAAUGAGCCCAGAAACACCCAGCAGCAGAGUGGGGACAGGUGGUUUAGUAGAGCUACUUAACCCUGGUGGGCCCCCGUUUCUGAAAAAGGCAACUGGCAACAAUCAUAUCUAUGUUACAGAACUGUGAGGAUAACUGCCUGAAAUAGUAACCUGGCUAAAAAAUGUUAGUUUUCUUUCCUGAUUCCAACUUCUGCCUAAGUUCCUUCAGCAGAGAAGAAAAAGACUGAACCGAUCUUAGACAACGCUCAUGACUAACACAAGUUUAGGUCCACUGACACUACCACGGUGGUGGGGAGUGCGCAGCAGAUCUCUUUGGGAACUUAGUCCUGUCCGCCUGAUGUGGUUGUUUUUCU